This is a messenger RNA of Prorocentrum cordatum, 1429 nucleotides long. The record is from the annotation of a GenBank genome assembly. NCBI's taxonomy places the organism in Eukaryota, Dinophyceae, Prorocentrales, Prorocentraceae.
AUGCUGUACUUCUGGGACGACCGUGACGGGGCGGACUUCUCCGGCUGGUACUUCGGCAUGGAGGUAGGCGGUGACCAGGUCUGGGCGCACCACGCGGACAGGCUCUGCUCAGCGCCCCCGGCCACGGGCUGGAAGGUACCCUUCGGCGGGCCGGGCGACCCCACGCUCACCGUGACGGCCGCCCCCGACACCUCGUCGCCCGCGCCGCAGCAGGUGGUGCAGGAGAUACAGCAGUACAUGGGCCUGCAGCAGACGCAGCCGCAGCACGUGGCUGCGGCCGUCGCGCAGCCCGUGAGCGCCGCCGCCGUGCAGCCCGUGCAGCAGCUCGUCCAGGUCAUGGACCCGGCAACUCAGCUCGCCCAGCAGCAGGCGCAGAUGAUGCAGCUUCAGCAGCAGCAGCUGCUGCAGUACCAGCAGGUCGCCCUGCAUCAGCAGCAACUCGCGCAGCAACAACAGUUCAUGCAGAUGGCUGCGCUGCAGCAGCAGGCAGCCCAGUUGGCCGAGAGGAGGAGGCAGGACGAGCUCAGAAGGGCCCGAGAGCUGGAGAUGGCCAAAAAGAGGGCGGUCGACAAAGCUACAAUGGCCAUCAUGAGUGCGGUCAACAAGCUCCGGACUGCUUCAGUUGAGAAUUUUGAGGCUCUAUGCCAGGAGUUGGACGAAGUGUUGGAGAAAGAGUUGCAGAAUACAGGGGCCCAGAAGGAGCGCAUCGCGGCCCAGGCCGAGGGCGGGAAGGCGCAGGCCCAGCGGAUGGUGGAGCUGAUCCGACAGCGUCGCCAGCAGCACGAGGACAUGGUGGCCGCGGAGGAGAAGAGGCGCAGGGACAUGGACGAGCGCGCGCAGACAUUGCUGGAAGAGCUGGGGAAGCUGCUGGCCGACACCCAAUCCCAGAGCAGGCAGCUUGUCGAGCUAGUUGGCCCCCUGGAGUCAUCAUCCCAGCCCGAGGGCGGCGGCCUCACGAGCGAGCAGGUUCAGGCCACUGCGCGCGCUGUCGAGCUCUUCGCCAAGGAGACAGAGAAGCUGUCAAGGGCAUGCGCGCUCUUCAAGCAGCAGAAGGCUCCGGAGCUGGCGAAUUUGGAGAGAUCUUUGGCCAUGCCGCCCAGGUUCCCCAACCUCAAGGAGCUGGUCACGAAACCAGCCGACAUCGGCCCCAAGGUGAGAAGUUUGAUUCAGGAGGCCGAGGAGCUGGAACGGGCGGCCGGGGCCGCGGUGGAGACGUCCGCGGCGGCAGGCGAGGCUGCUGGUCGGCGCAUCAGGGCGCGGCUCGCGACGGACGGGUUGCGGGCGAGCUUCGAGAGGUACGACCACGACGGCGACAAGAUGCUGUCGGCGAGCGAGGUGCGAUCUUACGCGAAGGGCGAGUUCGACUUCGUGGUGCCACAGGACGCCUUGGACUCUAUAUGGAAGAACCUCGUGCCCGAGGAUCCGACAG